Molecule: messenger RNA, 1233 nt
Organism: Insectozyma verbasci
Lineage: Eukaryota; Fungi; Ascomycota; Pichiomycetes; Serinales; Debaryomycetaceae
Source: the annotation of a GenBank genome assembly
AUGUCAUUUCAAGAUGUUUUGAAAAGAGGUGAUGAAUUCUUACAAGAAUACCCGAGAACUUCACCAUUAUGGAAUUAUGCCUCACAUGCGACUUGUUUAAUGAUGAUAACGGGGUCAAAAAUUAUAUUGAACACUUUAUAUAAACCGUUUAUUCAUAAUAUAGAAAAAUUAGAUAAUGCAUUGAUCAAAGCUAGAUCAGAAAAUAGAAGUUUAUUAACUGUAAUGAAUCAUAUGUCAGUUGUUGAUGAUCCUGCAUUUUAUGCUGCUUUACCAUGGAAAUAUCAUUUGGACAUAGAUACAAUUAGAUGGGGAUUUGGUGCACACAAUAUAUGUUUUUCAAAUAUUUUCCAAUCUUGGUUUUUCAAUUUAGGUAAAAUAUUAGGUACCAAAAGAUUUGGUGAAGGUCCUUUUCAAGGUUCUUUAGAUGCAGCUAUUAGAAUUUUAAGUCCUGAUGAUACAUUAGAUUUAGAAUAUGAACCAGGGGUAAAAGAUUAUGAUAAACCAAGCUUACUACAAGAAGUAAAUAAUAAUAUAAGGCCAGAGCAUCAAGAAUUAAUAAAGAGAUUUAAACCUACCAGUGAUUCAACAAAUGUUCUCAUGUCAAAAUCUCCAUUUAUACGAACUAAAACUUCAUGGUUUCAUGUAUUUCCAGAAGGAUUUGUUUUACAAUUACAAGAACCACAUCAAAAUUCCAUGAGAUACUUCAAAUGGGGAAUAUCAAGAUUAAUAUUAGAAAGUACAAGAGCACCUAUCAUUAUACCAAUUUUUACAUAUGGAUUUGAAAAAGUAGCACCGGAAGAUUCAGCAGAAGAAGGAAUAAAACGUUGGUUGCCUGCAAAUAUGGGUACAGAAAUACAUAUGACUAUAGGUGAUGCUAUCGAUGAUGAAAUUAUAGAAAAAUUUAGAUUUAAAUGGAGACAAUUGGUAGGUAAAUAUAUUGAUAAAUUGAAUCCAACUGAUUUAUCAGAAGAAUUGAAGACUGGCGAAUUAGCACAAACAUUAAGGAGCAAUUUAGCUAGCUAUAUAAGAGAACAAGUUUUAAAUAUUCGUGAUUCAAUAGGACAAUUUAAUCCAGAAGAUGUAAGAUUUAAAGAUCCAAAAUUUUGGAAAAUUUAUACAAAUACCGAAGGUUUAAGUGAACCAAAUUUAAAAUUCGUAGGUAAAAAUUGGGCAAUAAAGAGAUUACAAAAACAUUUACCUGAAUAUGAACCAGAUAAUGAAGAUAAAAAUUAG